Molecule: messenger RNA, 7390 nt
Organism: Hippopotamus amphibius kiboko
Lineage: Eukaryota; Metazoa; Chordata; Mammalia; Artiodactyla; Hippopotamidae
Gene: ATP10B
Product: ATPase phospholipid transporting 10B (putative)
Exons: 25
Coding region: 235-4629 (1464 amino acids)
Biological process (GO): phospholipid translocation
Cellular component (GO): plasma membrane
Molecular function (GO): magnesium ion binding; ATP binding; ATPase-coupled intramembrane lipid carrier activity
Source: RefSeq, a predicted model, not a curated record
AUCUGGGCCAUGCAGGGUGCUACCUUCCUUGUUAGAAUCACAGUGUGCUCCUUGAAUCAACCGUCCUUAUUAAAACAGGAGAGAUAUUGGCACAAAUUAUUUUAAAGAAGAAAGGCAUCACCAUUUCCAUAAUUGGUAUUCCUGUGCUUGGCUUGCUUUGAUAGGAGGACCGGGACCAGUGACACUUGUUUCAGUGAAAGCAAGAGUGUGAAUAGCCGUAGCUUGCUGCCAGACAUGGCCCUCUCAGUGGACUCGUCUUGGCCCCGGUGGCAGUGGCGGGUCAGGGAUGGCCUCCCACAGUCUCCAUCAGAAGCCACACCCCUACUGUCCCCAGAGAAGCGGGUGCAGAGCUACAACCUGGCACAGCAGCGGGUCGUGUUCCCCAACAACAACGUAUUCCACCAGGACUGGGCAAAGGUCUCCAGGAGAUACUCCAGCAACAGAAUCUGCACCACCAAGUACACCCUCUUCACCUUCCUGCCCCAGAAUCUCUUGGAGCAGUUUCACAGAUGGGCUAACCUCUAUUUCCUGUUCCUGGUGAUUCUGAACUGGAUGCCCUCCAUAGAAGUCUUCCACAGGGAAAUCACCAUGUUACCACUGGCCAUCGUCCUGUUCAUCAUCAUGGUCAAGGAUGGCGUGGAGGACUUGAAGAGACACCGCUUUGACAGAGAGAUAAACUGCUCCAACAUCCAGAUAUAUGAAAGAAAAGAGCAGAGCUACGUGCAGAGGUGCUGGAAGGAUGUGCGUGUGGGGGACUUCAUCCAAAUGCAGUGCAACGAGAUUAUCCCAGCCGACAUACUCCUCCUCUUUUCCUCGGACCCCAGUGGGAUCUGUCAUCUGGAAACUGCCAACUUGGAUGGAGAGACAAACCUCAAACAGAGGCGUGUUGUGAAGGGCUUCUCACAGCAGGAGGUACAGUUCCAACCAGAACGUUUCCUCAACACCAUCGUGUGUGAGAAGCCCAACAACCACCUCAACAGAUUUAAGGGUUAUAUGGAACAUCCCGACCAGAGCAGGACCGGCUUUGGCAGUGAGAGUCUUCUGCUUCGCGGCUGCACCAUCAGAAACACCGAAGUGGCUGUUGGCAUUGUCAUCUACGCAGGUCACGAGACCAAAGCCAUGCUGAACAACAGCGGCCCGCGGUACAAGCGCAGCAAGAUCGAGAAGCGCAUGAACACAGACAUCUUCUUCUGCAUCGGGAUCCUCUUUCUCAUGUGCCUCACUGGGGCUGUAGGUCACAGCCUCUGGAAUGGGACCUUUGCAGAACACCCUCCCUUUGACGUACCAGAUGCCGAGGGCAACUACCUUCCCCUUGCCCUUGGGGGCUUCUACAUGUUCCUCACCAUGAUCAUUCUGCUCCAGAUACUGAUCCCAAUCUCCCUGUACGUGUCCAUUGAGCUGGUGAAGCUCGGGCAGGUCUUCUUCCUGCACAACGACCUUGACCUGUAUGAUGAAGAGACCAAUUUGUCCAUUCAGUGUCGAGCCCUCAACAUCACUGAGGACCUGGGCCAGAUCCAGUACAUCUUCUCCGACAAGACAGGAACACUGACGGAGAACAAGAUGGUGUUCCGGCGUUGUACCAUCAUGGGCCAUGAGUACUCUCACCAAGAAAAUGCUAAGCGACUAGAGACCCCGAAGGAGCUGGACUCAGACAGUGAAGAGUGGACCCAGUACCAGUGCUUGUCCUUCCCAGCCCGGUGGGACCAGGGCCCAACAACAAUGAGGGGUCAAGGAGGGUCCCAGCCUCUGAGAAGGAGCCAGAGUGCCCGGGUGCCCAUCCAGGGCCACUCGCGACAAAGGUCCAUGGGGCGGUGUGAAAUCUCACAGCCCCCUGUGGCCUUCAGCAGCUCCAUAGAAAAAGAUGUGACUCCAGAUAAAAACCUCCUGACCAAGGUACGAGAUGCAGCCCUGUGGCUGGAGAGCUUGUCAGACAGCAGGCCCACCAAGCCUUCCCUCUCCACCGCCUCCUCCAUUGCUGACUUCUUCCUUGCCUUAACCAUCUGCAACUCAGUCAUGGUCUCCACAACCACCAAGCCCCGGCAGAGGGUCAUGGUGCCACCCUCAACCAAGGCUCUGGCGACAUCCCUAGAGAAGAUUCAGCAGCUGUUCCACAGGUUGAAACUUUCAAGCCUCAGCCAGUCAUUCUCGUCCACUGCGCCCUCUGACACAGACCUGGGGGAGAGUUUGGGGGCCAAGAUGCCCACCACAGACUCGGAAGAGAGAGACAACUCGUCUGUGUGCAGUGGCAGCUAUUCUACCGAUGGCGGCUACAGGAGCAGUACAUGGGAGCAGGGUGACAUCCUGGGGGCAGGACCGGGUGCCUCCCUGGAGGAGGUGCUGCAGGCUCCAGCCCUCGGCCUGGCCAGCCCUGAGCUCUGUUACGAGGCAGAGAGCCCCGAUGAGGCCGCCCUGGUGCACGCUGCCCAUGCCUACAGCUUCACGCUGGUGUCCCGGACGCCCGAGCAGGUGACGGUGCGCUUGCCCCAGGGCACCUGCCUCACCUUCGAUGUCCUCUGCACCCUGGAGUUUGACUCAGUCAGGAAGAGGAUGUCCGUGGUUGUGAGGCACCCGCUGACCGGUGAGAUUAUCGUCUACACCAAGGGUGCCGACUGCGUUAUCAUGGACCUGUUGGAAGACCCAGCCUGCGUGACUGACACUGGUGUGGAAAAGAAGGUGAGAAAAAUACAAGCCCGGACCCAAAGGCAUCUAGACUUGUAUGCAAGAGACGGCCUUCGAACACUGUGCAUAGCCAAGAAGGUCUUAAGUGAAGAGGACUUCCAGCGAUGGGCCAGUUUCCGGCAUGAGGCUGAGGCGUCCCUCAGUAACAGAGAUGAGCUUCUCAUGGAGACAGCACAGCAUCUGGAGAAUCGACUCACCUUACUCGGAGCCACUGGGAUCGAAGACCGUCUGCAGGAAGGAGUUCCAGACACAAUCGCUGCUCUGCGGGAGGCUGGGAUCCGGCUCUGGGUCUUGACUGGAGAUAAGCAGGAGACAGCAGUCAAUAUCGCCUAUGCCUGCAGACUGUUAGACCAGACGGACACUGUUUACUCCAUUAACACAGAAAGUCAGGAAACCUGUGAAUCCAUCCUCAACUUGGCAUUGGAAGAGGCAAAGCAACUUCAUGGACCUCAGAAGCCAGACCACAAGCUCUUUGGGUUCCACCUGCCUUCUGCAACACCAACCCCUGCCUCAGGAGCUGCAGUUCCAGACGUUGGAUUGGUCAUCGAUGGGAAGACGUUGAAUGCCAUUUUCCAGGGAAAACUGGAGGAGAAGUUUCUGGAGUUGACCCAGUAUUGCCGGUCUGUCCUGUGCUGCCGCUCUACCCCGCUCCAGAAGAGUAUGCUCGUCAAGCUGGUGCGAGACAGACUGAGAGUCAUGACCCUUUCCAUAGGUGAUGGAGCAAAUGACGUAAGCAUGAUUCAAGCUGCUGAUAUUGGGAUUGGAAUAUCUGGACAGGAAGGCAUGCAGGCCGUCAUGUCCAGUGACUUUGCCAUCUCCCGCUUCAGACACCUCAAGAAGCUGCUGCUUGUGCACGGACAUUGGUGUUACUCGCGCCUGGCCAGGAUGGUGGUGUACUACUUCUACAAGAACGUGUGCUACGUCAAUCUGCUCUUCUGGUACCAGUUCUUCUGUGGUUUCUCUGGCUCCACCAUGAUCGAUUACUGGCAGAUGAUCUUCUUCAAUCUGUUCUUCACCUCCUUGCCUCCUCUUGUCUUUGGAGUCCUCGAUAAAGACAUCUCUAUGGAAACACUCCUGGCAUUACCUGAGCUGUACAAGAGCGGGCAGAACUCUGAGUGCUAUAACCUGCGGACUUUCUGGAUUUCCAUGGCGGAUGCGUUCUACCAGAGCCUCGUCUGUUUCUUUAUCCCCUACCUGACCUACAAGGACUCUGAUAUCGACGUCUUUACCUUUGGGACACCCAUCAACACCGUUUCCCUCGCCACAAUCCUCUUGCACCAGGCAAUGGAAAUUAAGACCUGGACCAUUGUCCAUGGGCUGGUGCUCGUAGGCAGCUUCCUGAUGUACUUUGUGGUAUCCCUCGUGUACAACGCCACCUGCGUCACCUGCAACAGUCCCACCAAUCCCUACUGGGUGAUGGAAGGCCAGCUCUCAGACCCCACUUUCUACCUCGUCUGCUUCCUCACACCGGUCAUGGCUCUUCUCCCAAGGUACUUUUUCCUGGCUCUACAAGGGACAUAUGGGAAGUCUCCCAUCUUAAAAGCUCAGAAAAUUGACAAACUCCCCAUGGACAAAAGAGAGCUGGAAAUCCAGAGUUGGAGAAGCCAACAGAGGCCUGCCACUGUCCCUGGAGAGGUCCAGCCCACCCACUGUCCAGGGCCACCUGCCCCAGAGCACAGCCUCAGAGCCAGCACCCCAAAGAGCUCGACCCCUACCAAGCAGGAGUACAAGGAGUGCUGGGAGCUGCCUGGAGAGAGAUGCGGCGGAGACCACAUAAGGGAUGACCCACACUCAGGGGACUCCUGGGCUAAAUUCUCAUCUGGGGAGCACCUUCUCCUGGAGCCUAGUAGGAUGGUGGCAUCCGGAGCCUACUCAAGUGGACAGAUGAACGCGAGCCGGCCCUUCAGCCGGGGCAGCCACCGGCGAUCCCAGAGUUCACUGACCAUAUGAGGGGCCUGCGGAGAUCUGCACAAACUCAGAGGAGGCCGGCCGAUCACUGGCUUAGUUAACCAUGAGUCUUUCUCUUCAUGGAGGAAAGAACGUGCCAGUCUUAUCCUCUUCCCCCACCAGGCUUGACUUCCUUAGGGGAAGUGCUGGCCCCAAGGGGUUUGACAAAGAAGGACUGGAAACCAGUCAACCUCUAGUUUUCUCCUGCUGCCAGGCAGCACAUCUUGCAAGCUGUUUUUUAUAAGGAGGCUAUAUUUCUAUUGCAUUGAGUUUUUUUCAUUUUUUAGCCCAGAGACAUUCUCUGACCCUCUGGAUAAGAACAGCAUACAACCCAAUGCAACUGGGCCAUCAGUCUGCAAGAUGCCAAGAAGUGUAUCCAGCCAGCCGAUAUCUCAAGAUUUGGAAGUUUCUGGGCUUGUCAAACCAUCACCUCACCCCCCCAGUGCCAAGAGUUCAAGUUCCAGAAGAGUCUCAUAUACACAACUGCCACAUCUCAAGUGUACUGCAGGGAUAGUCAUGUCGGGGUUAACAUCCCUUCCAUUCUUAGAGUUGGGUCUGCUCUAAGCCAUAGAAAAUCACAUCUAAAGAUUAAAACCAGAUUUGAACUUAGAGCCACAGACACUUCUGAGGGUCAUAAGGUCACAGCUACUGUAAGAGGCAGAAAGAACUUAAGCAUGUGAAAGCAAACGGGGGCACCAGAAACCCCAUGCUUCAGUCACGUGUCCCACAGUCCGGAGAAUCUACCAAGAACACAUGCAUACCACUCUUAAGAUACUUAUUUUAUUUAUUUUUAAAUAAAAGUAUACAUAUCCCCCACUUUUCAAAAGUUCGCCUUAUGCCAUUUCACUUUUAGGAAAGACCUACAUUGGUACCUGUUGUUGCUAACCGAAAGAAAUCCAAAGGGGAUUUUCGCUUUUACCAAAGAAAAAAGGUGAAAAGUGAACAGAGCAUUCAGCAUUUGUUCUGCAGCCAGCAGUUCUAGAGGCAGCCUGCACCCUGAGCACUGAGUGGCACCACCAAGCUCCUUCCCCGGGAAUUAUAUUCAGCUUCGCAGAAGCAAACCACCAUAGCUUUGAACUGUGUCUGAGCACCUGUGCUUUAUCUCAAUUUAUUUUGUGCAUCGUUGGGAAGAUGUGUCCUAAGGUAAUCGCUUCCUUGUUUUACACCAUUUCGGCUUAUGAAAACAUUCAUAGUAACACUCUUCUUUCAGGCAGCAGGGGAAAUCUGUACCCAUUCCUCAUUCAGUACUCGGGAAAGGAAAACAACCUCAGACCUUUACACAGCUGCACCCAGAAUAGACGACCCACAUCAAAGAGCAACUCUGAACCCAAACAAAAACACCUGAAAGAGGAUGACCAAUGUUAAAGCCCAUUCAUUAAGCUUAACCUAGAAUAUCACAGGCUUCAGUUGAAUUAGGGAGCGCUAGAGGAAGUCUCACUUCACAGGGAAAAGAAGGAUUAUGCAGACUUCUUAUCUCUAGAGAUCGUAAAUGCCAAAAAUGCAAAAGAGUUCAAAGCAGUGUUGGAAUAAAAGAAUGGAUGAUAAGAUUCUAAUACAUUGUCAAGAGAAACAAGGUCUACUAUGGGCAGGGAUAGCCUAUCCCUAGUCUUUUAAGAUAAGUCAGGGAGGACUACUGAACCCUCCUCCCGCAAGGUGGUGCCUAAAUAUUAGGCAAACAGUACAAGGGUGGGAACAAGUGUGGCAAGUCACAGCCACACCACAAAUUGACUUAUCGCUUGAGUAGCUUGUCAGCAAAUGGUGCUCAAAAAGAGCUCAAUAAUCAAACUGGCACAUGGCAGACUGAGCUGGUCCUCUGACCAUCCUGCUGGCACACCUGAACAAGAAGGGCCAUUCAGGGCAUCGCCCGAGAGCCAAUACACUGGAUCUCUUUCACUGACUCUGCCACAUAAGGAUGCCAGUGCUGGCCAGCUGGUGGGUCUUCAGGGGAAUCCUUCAUGAGGAUUGCUAGAUGAGGAGCAGGUACACACAUCAGGCAAAGCAGUAAUAAUAUAAAUUGUCCCAAUUGAGGGGACUGAGCCCAAACUUGGAUCUCAGGGUCCUUCCUUUCCUCGUAUGAUUCCUGCCCACUCCUGAAAGCCAGAUGAGAGAGGAUGUUUCAGAAAAGAACAGAGUGGUGGGAAGAACACUGGCCUCGGGAGACGAGAGUGGGAGUCUCUUCUCUGCCCCGUUUUUCCUAGGAGCCAGGAGCAUUGACGUACCAUGCCUUACCUGCAGAUUUGGUUAGAAAUGCCCAACCUCUCAGGCUUGGCAUAAGGAUCAAGUCAAAAUUACACGGGGUUGUUAAAACCCUUUGAAAGUUGUAACACCCUUGAUAAUAACACAUGGAGUUUUAUUUCAGAGCUAAGGCGAAGCGAGAUCAUGGGAGGUUGAGAAAAUACCCGACCCCUAAAUGCCAAAGCACACCCAACAUUCUCAUGGUGCUCUCUUUCUUUCAUGACCAACCAUCCCAGUUGGCCUGGGCUUUUCCAAGUUUUAGCACUGAAAGCCCCACUUCCUGGGAAACUCCUCAGUCCUGAGCCAACCCGGCCAACUGGUCACCUACUCUUGCCCUUUUUUGUAAAGCAAAUCAACUGUGACUGUCCAAGUGCCAUCUUAGGGGAAAAGGCGGUAACAACUAUUUCUCUGUAACAUAAUGCUAAUGACUGUACUUAAUACAUUUUUAUACAUUCAUGACCUUUUACAGAUUGACUGGAAUUGUAUUAUCCUUUAUCAGAAGAAAAAAUAAACAUGGUUUUCCAUUGUU